GUGGGAGAGGCAUCAUUUAUUUUGCUGCUGGACAAGCAUAACAUGCUCAAAUAGAAGCUGUAAACAUGUAAUCAGUGUUGAUUGUGCUCUACCGGAGUACUCGAAGCGCUCUAUACAACACGCCACAUUCACACAAGCACUAUCUUCUAUGCUUUUUAAGUGCUUUCUAACUACCAUGCACACACAUGGUGUUUUGUAUUCUGAUCGAUACAACUUGGAGUUGAUAUCUUGCCCAGGGAUAUUUAGUAUAUGCCAAAUAUCCUUGCGCAAGGUAUCGCUUGUUUCAUCCAGUUUCAUCAUAAUAAAACUAAUGAAUUAGUCCUAUCUCCAGUCAUAUAUUUUCUUAAUUUUGCUUUCCCAGUUCUAAAAAAAGAAAAGAAAAAGUAAACAAACAAACAGACAAAAAUAAAACAAUGUAAGGGGGUAUAAGAUAUUUUUAGUUUUAUACAUAAGGACUGCACCUAAUGAUAUAUUUUUAAAUUUCAGAAUAAUUAGUUCAGGGGUAACUUGUCAAAAACCAGAUGUGCAAUAAAUCUCCAGCUCUGCCGUGUGUCAAAAUAAACACUGAACCCACGGGGAAGCCACUGAGCUGAAUACAGCUCAAAACAAAAUCGAGAUAUAAUUAGUCACUUCUAAUAUUUGAAUUUGAAGUGACUAAUUUUGUCUAAUUCUUGUUCAGUAACAGCUCCAGCUGCACAGUCAAGGAUGAUGUAAGGGUGGGAGGGACAUGUUUCAGAUUUCUGUAUUUGGCCAGUCCACCCUCCCGGAUUAUUUCAGUCUUCAACACAGCCUGCGGAAAAUUUUAGGUGAUAAGUUUGCUUUGUGUUGCGUUUUAAAGGGACACCUGAUAUGAGUCUCUCUGACCAACUCUGCAAUGCCUGUGCAACUGGAAACCUAUUAGAAAUCAUAACUUUACUGCAAAAUGGAGCUGAUGUAAAUAUUAAAAAUGUGUUUAAUAGGACUGCAAUACAGGUAGUGAAGUUGGGGGACUCCCGGGUCAUUGACACUCUGCUGCAAGCGGGGGCAAAUCCAAAUGUGCCAGAUCCCUCCUGCGGUCUCACCGUGACCCACGAUGCCGCUCGUGAAGGAUUCGUGGAUUCUGUGCGCGUGCUGCUAAACUAUGGGGCCAACGUUAACAUCGCAGAUGAAAGAGGUAACCUUCCGCUGCACCUGGCCGCCAGUAAGGGUCACCUGGAGGUUGUCAGGCUGCUCAUUGGAUACACCGAGAAUCGCGGCGUACGCAACAAUGACGGACUCACCGCCGAGCAGCUCGCGCGCGGCAAUGGCCACACGGACACAGCCACGUUCAUCCAAAACCAUCC
Messenger RNA from Haplochromis burtoni (Burton's mouthbrooder), 1322 nucleotides. Its product is annotated as cyclin-dependent kinase 4 inhibitor C-like. Gene Ontology annotation, biological process: negative regulation of cell population proliferation; regulation of cyclin-dependent protein serine/threonine kinase activity. NCBI's taxonomy places the organism in Eukaryota, Metazoa, Chordata, Actinopteri, Cichliformes, Cichlidae. Gene Ontology annotation, cellular component: nucleus. Gene Ontology annotation, molecular function: protein kinase binding; cyclin-dependent protein serine/threonine kinase inhibitor activity. The record is from RefSeq and is a predicted model, not a curated record.